AUGGAGAGCGUCGGGGUGAUGAAUAUGGCCACCGGCGAUGAUUCCCCCCUACGGCAGGGUGCCGGAAUAGGGCCCCGAUUGGUUUUUGGUCGCUACAGAGGCUUGCGGCGGCGGAACUCUCGAUCUAGGUUUAUUUCUGGGGCUUUUGGUAUUUAUAAGAUUUUUUGGCGUCGGUUUCAAAAAGUACAAACUGUAGGCCCGCUGGCCAGUGACCCCAACCCAGCCACCACCGACAUCGCGCCCGGGCUCCGCGGCUUCUGGCCCCUUUCCGCAGCAUCAAACCGGAGGGGAAAGGAGGGGGAGGAGCGGGAGGAGCAGCAGGCGGAGGAGAUGUCGGAAUCGGAAUCGCGGGGGCGCGCCGACGCAAUGGCCGUCGGGGAGGGAGGGAUGGAGGAUGAACUUCUAGGGUGUGGUGUGGGGUGCUGGUUCGUGCGUGGUGGAUUGAUUGGGCGAGUUGUUAGCAGCGGGCGGGAUCCUGGGCCUACCUGUGGCGUGACAAUUUAUUAUACCAUCAAUCAGUUGAACAAAAACAUCAGCUUGAGCUUGAUGAAAGCUAUCAGAGCUAGGGCAAAGAAGUACAAGAAACUGAAAGACAAGGUCCCUGCCGCUUCCCACAUUUGGAGGAAAGAACUUGGCUCUCGCAGUAAAGGUCUGAAAUGCUGUGUAUGCUUGAAGUCUGUUUCACCGCCACAGUAUUUGGGGGGGACUAUCCAUGAGUGUGAUAUUUGUGGUGCCACUGCACAUCCGAGUUGCUCAGGGAAUGCACACAAAGAUUGCAAAUGCGUUUCUAUGGUUGGUCUUGACCAUGUCAUUCACCAGUGGGCUGUCCAGUGGAUUGACACAGCAGAUCGAUCUGAAGAAGACUCAUUCUGUUGCUACUGUGAUGAAUCUUGCAGUGGAGCUUUUCUCGCAGGGUCUCCAAUUUGGUACUGUAUGUGGUGUCAACGGAUAGUGCAUGUUGAUUGCCACAACAACUUAGCCAAGGAAACUGGUGAUGUCUGUGACUUGGGCCCAUUGAAACGGUUGAUACUAUCACCUCUGUGUGUCAAGGAGCUUCAUAGGACAGGUGCAACAGGACUUUUCAGUUCUAUCACAAGUGGGGCUAAUGAAUUGGCUUCCACUGUGCGGGAGACGAUUAGAAUUCGUAGCAAAAGGUACAAAAAAGACAUUGGUCCUUCUCAGCCAGAGAGCCCUGGGACUGCUGAGCCACAAUCUGACACUGACGGAGACUCAGAAGGAUCAAACACCACUGCUAAGAGAGAUGAUCAUGUCAAUGGUAAACUUCAUGAAGUGCAUCAAAGCACUGAAUCGGAAAAAGAUAAACAGUUCAUAGCGGAUAACGCUACUAGCAGGCCAAAUGGCCAGCAUGAGAUGUCCCAUGCCCAGAAUAAUCAAAAAUAUGAAAUUGUGGACGUGCCUUCUGAUUCUAGGCCAUUGCUAGUUUUCAUUAACAAGAGAAGUGGUGCCCAGAGUGGCGAUUCACUGAGACAGCGCCUGCAGAUCCUUCUUAAUCCUUUACAGGUAUUUGAGUUGGGCAAGCAUCAAGGACCAGAAGUUGGUUUAUCUUUGUUUCGGAAGGUACCUCACUUCAAAAUUCUUGUUUGUGGUGGUGAUGGCACGGCUGGUUGGGUUUUGGAUGCCAUUGAGAAACAAAAGUUUGAAGCGCCACCUCCUGUAGCCAUCCUUCCAGCUGGUACUGGCAACGAUCUUGCGAGGGUUUUGUCUUGGGGUGGUGGUCUUGGUGUUGUUGAAAAGCGGGGAGGUUUAUUCUCAGUUUUGAAAGAUGUCGAGCAUGCGGCAGUUACUGUUCUGGACAGAUGGAAGAUCACUAUAAAGGACAAUCAAGGGAAGCUCAUGUGUUCACCAAAAUUUAUGAACAAUUACUUUGGGGUUGGUUGUGAUGCAAAGGUUGCUCUAGAUAUCCACAACCUGAGGGAGGAAAACCCUGAACGGUUUUAUAGCCAGCAAUAUGAUUUAGUUUCUCUGCAGUUCAUGAAUAAAGUGCUUUAUGCAAAAGAAGGCGCAAAGAAUAUCAUGGAUAACAUGUUCUAUUAUUUUCCUUGGGAAGUCAAGCUUGAGAUAGAUGGAUCCAACAUUGAAAUUCCUCAGGACGCCGAAGGUAUCCUUGUGGCCAACAUCCGGAGCUACAUGGGAGGGGUUGACCUGUGGAAGAAUGAGGAUAGUGUCUCCGACACUUUCCAACCUCAAUCCAUGCAUGACAAGACGCUGGAAGUAGUUAGCUUCACAGGAAUGCUGCAUCUUGGAAGGCUGCAGGUAGGGCUUUCUCGCGCGCAAAGGUUGGCUCAAGGGCAUCAUAUAAAGAUUGAGAUCACUACUCCGAUGCCCAUCCAAGUCGAUGGAGAGCCAUGGUCUCAGGAGCCAUGCACCAUAGAAGUUUCUCAUCACGCCCAGGCCUUCAUGCUGAAGAGAGUCUCUGAAGAGCCUAUAAGCCACGCCGCGUCCAUAAUGGCCGACAUCCUGGAGAACGCCGAGAACAGCGGCACCAUCUCGGCCUCGCAGAAGAGUGCUCUGCUUCAGGAGAUAGCGUCUAGGCUUUUGUAG
Molecule: messenger RNA, 2562 nt
Organism: Triticum turgidum subsp. durum (durum wheat)
Lineage: Eukaryota; Viridiplantae; Streptophyta; Magnoliopsida; Poales; Poaceae
Source: the annotation of a GenBank genome assembly